Echinostoma caproni is the source of this 795-nucleotide messenger RNA. NCBI's taxonomy places the organism in Eukaryota, Metazoa, Platyhelminthes, Trematoda, Plagiorchiida, Echinostomatidae. The record is from the annotation of a GenBank genome assembly.
AUGCCACUAUCUUUGGCGUAUGAUCUAGCUAUUGGUCUCUUCAAAAUGCGUCGUGGUGCUGGAAUCGGAGCUAUAAAAAAUUACAACUUAGCCCAGGCAAAAUACAAAGAAAAAGGUGGUGAACUGGCCGAAACGCAACUGGCGAAUUUGUCACGUCAAUUGGAUCAAUUACGUCAGUCGUUGGAGGCAUUCGCUGCCAAACAUGGGAGUAAAAUAAAAAAUGAUCCCCAAUUUCGGGGACAAUUCCAGGCCAUGUGUGCCAGUAUUGGUGUCGAUCCUAUCUCUUAUAGUCGUGGCUGUUGGUCAGAAACAUUGGGUUUGGGUGAAUUCUACUACCAUCUUGGAGUUCGGAUUAUUGAAGUGUGUAUGGCGAAUGAAAAACGGACCGGUGGAAUCAUGCCUCUGGAUGAACUAGUCGCUCAGUUAAAUCGAACUCGAAGUGCCUACUCCUCAGAAAUCGGUCACGAUGAUGUGCAACGAUCAAUCAAGAAGUUACGUUGCUUGGGGACCGGGUUUAUGCUGAUUCGUCUGGCUGGGGGGCGUUCUUUGGUACAGUCCGUACCGGGUGAGAUGAGUAUGGACAAAACAAACGUUCUUGGUCUGGCAGAAACUGGUUCGGGGCGAACGACUCUGUCUGAAUGUUGCCGAAAUUUCAAUUGGAACGAGGAUCGGGCCGUAGCUGCUCUCAAUCAUCUUGUUCAAGAUGGACUGGCUUGGGUGGAUGAUGCAGAUCCCUGUGGGGAGUGUAGCUACUGGUUUCCUAGUCUGUUCCCCGGUUGCAGCCAGAAAAUGUGA